Contarinia nasturtii (swede midge) is the source of this 873-nucleotide messenger RNA. RefSeq names its product female-specific protein transformer-like. The record is from RefSeq and is a predicted model, not a curated record. The transcript has 5 exons. Bases 98 to 844 code for a protein of 248 amino acids. Lineage: Eukaryota; Metazoa; Arthropoda; Insecta; Diptera; Cecidomyiidae.
AGUUCAUAUUUGCAGUUUAGUCAAGUGAUACUUUCUUCGCAAUAUUUUAAAGUGGUAUUUUUUAAAAAUUAAUUUGGUGUAGAGUGAACUUUUUGCCAUGGCCAUGAAUAAAAAAAUGCAAUCGUCAAGAGCAAAUUCUCAUCGGGUUUUAGCUAAUAUUGAAAUUUCAGAUGACGAUACAUUGAAUCUAACAGCAGGCAAUAUCGAUAUGCUGCAAGACACUAUGUCAUCAGGAAUCGGAAGUUCUGUUUCGGAUACGAGCUGCGCAAUUGAGUACAGAAAUAGAAAUCAGCAACGUAAUCAAUCUAAUUAUAGGCGGCGCAGAUCAUCAUCAUCCUCUUCGUCGUCGUCGUCAUCAUCUUCUUCAUCGGAUGAUGAAGAUGAAACGCCAUAUUUUAAAGAUUUGAGAAGAGAACGUGAUCGCAUGGUAAAUGAACGAGCACUACUUCAAAAGGAAAGGAAGAAGUCUCAACGAGAAGUUAGACGGUGGAAGCGCUUCCAAAAAUAUAAGAAAGAACGCUACGAACAAAGACAACAACAGAAACAGCAGCAGCAGCAACAACAACAGCAACAAACAACACCACCUCAGUCAAGUUUUUCACGGCCAUCACGAUCACCCUCAAGUAGUACAGAUCAGACGCCAAAAGUUAUCGUUGUUCAUGUACCACCGCCAUAUGGAAUGCCGUUUAUGCCACCACAUGCCAUGGGUCCAAUGCCAAUGCCAUACGGACCUCAAUACGGGCCGCCACAUGGUUAUUUCCAUCCCAUGCCUCCAAUGUACAACAGACGCUUUAUACCAAACCGACGACCAUUCCGAGGAGGUGCCAAUAAUCGAAGAAAUUAGUGACAAAACGAGGAUGGUUAUUAGAAUAU